Messenger RNA from [Candida] anglica, 1483 nucleotides. NCBI's taxonomy places the organism in Eukaryota, Fungi, Ascomycota, Pichiomycetes, Serinales, Debaryomycetaceae. The record is from the annotation of a GenBank genome assembly.
GAAAUGCCGCCGAUAAUUCUGAACCACAGUGAUAUCGUCGCUUACUACAACCAUAAAUAAAAUAGAGCUUGUAUCUACAAUGUCUUCCAUUCCCACCUCCAACAUAGUGCUACCUUCAUUCAAGGAGCUCGUGACAAGCAUCCCAGAGGCGCAUCAUGAGCAGUACGUGAGACAAUACUAUGGAGGCUACCUGGGGCUGCAUUUCCAAGUCCCUGGCCAACUUUCACCAGUUUCCCCUAGCACUUCGCUCCCUCCUUUACAAUAUCCUACGCCAAGAUCCUCGGCUAGUCGUACCUACACUUCGGAAAAGAGAAGUGAUUACAUUGCAGUGGAAGCUGCCUUGUCACAAUCUCCAUUCAACAUCCCAACUCCUCCUCCAUCUGCAUGUAAUAGCUCAAGAUCAUCGCUGUCGUCUAUCUCUGGUGACUCCGUGGCGUCCUUGAGACAAUCACUUCAUAAUAACGAUGUUGCCGCUGCUACCGCUGCCAAUGCUGCUUCUGUGACUCCUACUCCGUUACCAAUCAACUCGCAACCAAAGAGGAAACAUGUCUGUAAGACAUGUACCCGUGUGUUCACCACGUCAGGCCACUUGGCAAGACACAAGAGAAUCCACACCGGUGAGAGGAAACAUGUCUGUCCUUGGCCAUCUUGUGAGGCAAAGUUUGCCAGACAAGACAAUUGCAUGCAACACUACAAGACACACACCAACGGCAAGUGUAAGAGAAGAAAGUAGAUCAUUCUACAGUACUACACCUAUAGCAUUAUCCACCACAAGCAUUGUUCCCCCCCCCCCACCCCAUUACUUCCCUCGCUUCCAUAUCCAUGCCCGCCUCUCCCCGAGAACAAGGUGGUAGCCACUUUUUUUGCCCAACCCCGCGCAUGGUCGCUCCAAGUAGAAUAAAAAAUAACCCCAAUCGCUCCUGCAUGCCGAAAUACAGAAUAGAAAAUAAAAAAAUAAAAAAAUAAAAUUUUUUUGAGGGAAAAGGCAGCCACAAGUUUUUUUUUUUUUUUUUCCUGUCCUCAUUAUUUUUUAGGGAACUGCUUUCCGCUUCGCCAACCAAUGCGGUAGUCCAAUGCGGUGGUGCAAAAGUUGUCCGUUAGGUUGAAAAGGGGGGAGUGGGAGAAAGAGAUUCCGCGCUCCGAUAUCGGCGCGAGAAUGAAUGUUAAAUUUUGCACAAAAAGGAUUUCCUUUGUUACAAGUGUGUUCUCUUGCCUUGUUUCAACUGUUCCUGGGACUUCCUUGCCGCUGAGAUAAGCUUUUGUACUUUUGCUUCCACGUAAAGUCCGAUGGUGCAAAGAGUUUAAGUUUAAGUGUAGCGAGGAUGUUUUUGUGUACUCUCCUGCUUAUUGUUCACACACCCCCUCGAUAUUCCGCGUCGCACCCCCUAUUGGUACAAGGGUCCAGCCAAGCUGUUUGUACCGGCUACUAGGUAGAUAUAACAUCUUGAUGGCCAAGAAUACUACACAAUUAUACGAAAAUUAA